AUGGACACCAACAAAGAGAAAAUACGCCAUAUUUUACAGUUUUUCUUCGAUAAAGGCGAAAACGCAAGCCAGGCGGCUGAAAAUGUGAAUAGUGUUUAUGGUCCUGAUACUGUAACAGUCAAUAUCGCGCAAUUUUGGUUUCGUCGAUUCCGUUCCGGUAAUUUUGAUGUCAAAGAUGCACCACGCUCUGGAAGGUCAAUUGUCGAAAAUGUCGAUAAAAUAAUGGAAAUCGUCGAGUCCGACCGUCAUGUAAGCACAGUUUCGAUUGCCCAGGAGCUAAACAUUGCACAAAAAACCGUUUGGAAUCAUUUAAAUAAGGCUGGAUACAAAAAGAAGCUCGAUGUAUGGGUGCCACACGAGUUAACGCAAAAAAACCUCAUGGACCGAAUUUCCAUCUGCGAAUCGCUGCUGAAUCGCAACAAAAUCGACCCAUUUCUGAAGCGAAUGGUUACUGGUGAUGAAAAGUGGGAGUGGGGCGGCUGA
Trachymyrmex septentrionalis is the source of this 483-nucleotide messenger RNA. Its product is annotated as histone-lysine N-methyltransferase SETMAR-like. NCBI's taxonomy places the organism in Eukaryota, Metazoa, Arthropoda, Insecta, Hymenoptera, Formicidae. Gene Ontology annotation, molecular function: nucleic acid binding. The transcript has 2 exons. The coding region runs from base 1 to 483 and encodes 160 amino acids. The record is from RefSeq and is a predicted model, not a curated record.